Punica granatum (pomegranate) is the source of this 3316-nucleotide messenger RNA. The record is from RefSeq and is a predicted model, not a curated record. Lineage: Eukaryota; Viridiplantae; Streptophyta; Magnoliopsida; Myrtales; Lythraceae.
CCCUCUCAGCUCAAGGGCCAUGACAGCUUCCGGUUCUUGAGCAAUCUCAUCAAGUCCCUUUCCCAAAACAAGACAAACCCAUCAGUGUACUGUCAUCUUUUCACGAGAGCAAACAAGCCCCCACGCAUUUCACAUUCGACCACUCAUCUCUUCCCUGCAACAAUUUAGUGGCUUAUCUCUGCCCCACGGCUAAGUAGGAGGAGGAAGAGGAAAACCUUGUUCUUCGCUUAGUUUUAGUUUAUAGUGCCGAGUUCUUGAUCUUGAGGAGAUGUUUGCAGUCAAGCCACUCUCCUCCUUGCAGUCAGACCUCUCCCGGGCCGUCUUCCUGAGGCCACCGGCCAUCGGGAUCCGGCAGGCCCGAGUAUCAGGUCGGCAGGGGAGGGUCAAUGGUGGUGCGGUAAAGGCGGCAAUCAGCAGCGGGGACAAGACCAUGGAGGCUGAGAAGGGGAAGGUCCCAUACUCGGACACCGAUUCUUCUUCUUCUUCUUCUUCUGCUUCUCCUGCUGCUGCUUCAUCGGGGAUGAUCGAGUUAAGGGCAGUGCUUACUGUUAGGAAGAAGAUGAGGCAGAGGCUAGUGGACAAGAUGGAGGAUCAGUUGGAGUCCUUCAUAAAUGGGAUCGGUCAGGGGAUCUCGCUUCGGCUUGUAAGUGAGGAGGUUGAUCCUGUUACAAAGUCGGGAAAGAGUGUGGAAUCCACCGUAAGAGGGUGGCUACCGCAGCAAUCUGAGCAUCCGUACAUAGCAGAAUAUGCAGCGGAUUUUUCUGUCCCUGGAGACUUCGGGUGUCCCGGGGCUGUUCUUGUCACCAAUCUUCACGGGAAGGAGUUCCACCUAUCGGAGAUUGUCAUUCACGGGUUCAGUGAGGGUCCCGUCUACUUCUCUACUAACACUUGGAUCCAUGCUCGUAAAGAUAAUCCCGAGAGUCGAAUUAUCUUCAGGAAUCAAGCCUACUUGCCAUCAGAAACACCGCCGGGGCUUAAAGAUCUCCGGCACGAGGACUUGCUGGGCAUUCGUGGAAAUGGGAAAGGUGAGAGGAAGGCACAUGAAAGAAUAUACGAUUAUGCGCCCUAUAACGACUUGGGCAAUCCCGAUAAGGACGAUGAGCUUGCAAGGCCAGUAUUGGGAUGUGAUGACAGACCUUAUCCCCGAAGAUGUCGAACUGGUCGACCCCCAAUGAGAACUGACCCUCUUUCGGAGAGCAGAAUUGAGAAGCCUAAUCCUGUAUACGUGCCUCGGGAUGAAACCUUCGAGGAGAUCAAACAGAACACUUUUGCUGCCGGAAGAAUGAAGGCUCUGCUCCAUAACCUUGUACCUUCCAUCGCCGCCUCCUUGUCGAGCUCAGACAUACCCUUCAAGUGCUUCUCGGAGAUCGAUAGGCUCUACAUUAAUGGUCUUAUCUUGAAAGAGGGAGACCAGAUGGAAGCUGCGGCAAAUCUGUUAAUUCCCAAUGUGAUGAAGGAGGUCUUGACUGUUGGCCAGAAGUUACUGAAGUACGAAGUCCCGGCAAUCAUAUCCAGGGAUAGAUUUGCGUGGUUGCGGGACAAUGAGUUCGCUCGCCAAGCCUUGGCAGGGGUGAAUCCUGUUAGCAUCGAGCUUCUUAAGGAAUUUCCUAUUGUCAGCAAACUGGACCCGGCCAUCUAUGGUCGACCAGAGUCAGCACUCACAAGGGAACUGAUCGAGAAAGAAAUUGACGGCAUGAGCGUAGAAAAGGCUAUAGAGGAGAAAAGACUGUUCAUUAUUGAUUACCAUGACAUGCUUCUGCCAUUUAUCGACAAGAUCAACUCCUUGCCGAACCGGAAAGCUUACGCCUCCAGAACCCUUUUUUUCUAUAACCAAUCUGCCUUUCUGAGGCCCAUAGCAAUUGAGCUCACCCUUCCUGCAACACCGACUUCGCCUCAGAAUAAACGGGUCUAUACUCAUGGGCAUGAUUCCACGUCUCAUUGGAUAUGGAAGCAGGCCAAAGCCCACGUCUGCUCUGUCGAUGCUGGAGUUCAUCAACUUGUAAACCACUGGUUGAGGACUCAUGCUUCGAUGGAACCAUACAUCAUUGCCACUUACAGGCAGCUCAGCUCGAUGCAUCCAAUUUAUAAGCUCCUUCACCCUCACAUGCGAUACACAUUAGAGAUCAACGCGCUCGCUCGGCAGAGCUUGAUUAAUGGAGGAGGGAUCAUAGAGGCCUGUUUCAGUCCAGGGAGGUAUGCCAUGGAGCUGAGCUCUGCAGCAUACAAGAGCAUGUGGAGAUUCGAUAUGGAGGCAUUACCGGCAGAUCUCAUUCGGAGGGGAAUGGCGGUGGAAGACCCUUCAAUGCCCCAUGGGCUGAAGCUUGUGAUCGAGGACUACCCUUAUGCUGCUGAUGGUCUCCUCAUAUGGUCUGCCAUCAAAGACUGGGUCGAGUCCUAUGUGGCCCACUUCUACCCGGACCCGAACUCCACUGCCUCAGAUGUGGAGCUCCAGUCCUGGUGGGAUGAGAUCAAGAACAAGGGCCACCAGGACAAGCGGAACGAGCCCUGGUGGCCCGGUCUAGCCACCAAGGAGGACCUCUGCAAGAUCCUGACCACGAUCAUCUGGGUGGCCUCGGGCCAGCAUGCCGCCAUAAACUUCGGACAGUACCCUUUUGGAGGGUACGUGCCCAACAGGCCGACCAUGAUGAGGAGGCUCAUCCCUCAGGAGGACGAGCCCGAGUACCAGAAGUUCAUCCUCAACCCGCAGGCGACUUUCCUGUCCUCCCUCCCAACCCAACUCCAGGCCACGAAGGUUAUGGCCGUUCAGGACACGCUAUCCACCCACUCUCCCGAUGAGGAGUACCUUGGCGAGGCGAGUCAGCUGCAGAGGAACUGGAUCAACGACCAGGAAGUCCUCGAGAUGUUCAAGAAGUUCUCCGCGAGGCUGGAGGAGAUAGAGAUGGUGAUCAACGAGAGGAACAGCGAUCCCCAGCUGAAGAACAGAAGUGGAGCAGGGAUACCGCCCUAUGAGCUCUUGCUUCCAUCAUCGGGACCCGGUGUGACGGGCCGAGGUAUCCCCAACAGCAUAUCGAUUUAAUAAAGAGCACUCCAACAGUUUGAUCAGUUAACCACUACUUGUCCGAUUUUGUAUGUUCUUAUUAGAGCACCCGAGUUGCUUCAUGAAUAAGCCUCGCAAACAUGUAAGCAACAUCUGAAAAGCAAAAUUAACACACGCAUGAUGGCUGCAAUAGGUUACGAGAUCGGAUGUAUCGCGAGGAAACUUGCAGUGCUUCUCGGUGCAUAUGAAACAGGGAUGAACGUGCUACUCAUAAUAAUUUCCUAAUGCAUAUCUUGAUCGGUCUGAUUUUCACGCGUA